UAAAUAAAUGAACGUGUAUGAAAGUAGAGGGUUGUUUCCGCGCGUCUGUUGGUUCCCCCUCCCUAUCUACAUUUAAACGUCUCAGUUUGGGCUACAUGUUUUCUUCUACUGACUCACCACACUAAAUGGACCCCUUCCAUUGGCGCAACUUCAACCACAACAAUCUUCCCUCCUUUUGGCCUAACUUCAACCACUACGACAUUCCCUUCGAUUGGCGUUACUUCAACGAGGCUGAUAUUCCCACUACUGAAUCUCUCAUGGCUGCCGGAGCCGAUCCUCGAUUCACCGCAUAUUUGUUAGAAGGUCACACCGACGACGAACAAGACGACGAAGAAGAUGACGAUGAUGAGGAGUACGUUCCCGAUGUUCAGUCCCCUAGGGUUUCUAACGAAGCUCCUCGUAAUUCUACAUCUGAUGAAGCAAUCGUUAUUCUCGACGAUGAACGUCAAAGUUCGGUUGAAAACGAAACAAACAAACGACGCAGAACUGAAGCGGGAGAGGCUUCGUCUUCUUCGUUACCAAAUGGAAGCGCAGACGGUAGUCAAGAGAAUGAAUGUAAUCUCGCCGACAUUGACGGUCUCAUUUGCCCUAUUUGUAUGGACGCUUGGACCGAUAAGGGUGAUCAUCACGUCUGUUGUCUUCCUUGUGGACACAUUUAUGGCAUGUCUUGCAUUAAAAAGUGGCUUCAACAGCGAAAAAAUUCGGGGAAGUGUCCUCAAUGUAAUAGGAAAUGUUCGAUGAAGGAUGUGAGGAAACUUUAUGCUUCUCGAAUAGUUGCUGUUGAUGAAGAAUCUCAGAAGAGAAUUCGGUCACUUGAGAUCAAAUGUGCUACUCUUGAAAGUAAGGAUGGUGAUUGGCGGAUGAAAGAAGCGGGAUGGAAGAAGAGAGAAUCUGCAUUGCAUCUUGAUGUUAAGAACCUUAAACAGAGACAGACUUAUCUGGAGCAGCUGGUACUAGAUAUGCAGAGCAGACAAUCUGGAUUAAUGGAUGCCAAUGGGAACUCUCAAUGGAGAUAUGAACCUGAGCGCAGCUGUAACCCGAGGUCCCAUGGAAAAGGAUCUUUUUGCAAUUUUGAAUUUCAGAAAGCAUUUCAUCUGGAAGGUGCUCGUGUAUUUGAUAUGGACACUUCUAAUGAAAUUUUAUUAGUCGCACAAAAGCCAAGAGCAAUGGGUGAUGUGCACUUGCUCACUAAAAUGAGCUUGAUAUCUCCAUUUGAGAUGCAAGAUAUUGUACUGCCUUCAUCUGCAAAUGGUAUUAGAGACCUGCAUAUUUCUCCUUUUGAUAGUAGACAGGCCCUUUAUGCUUCGUUAGGGAAAAAAUUAUCAGUUCUCAGCUUCGAAAGUGGCACCCCUGUUCUCAAUUAUGAUCUACAGGUUUCUGCUUGGUCCUGUGCAUGGGAUAUUAACAGUACACAUUACAUCUAUGCUGGGCUGCAGAAUGGUUCUGUCCUGGUGUUUGACAUGAGACAAACUGCAGGACCCUUAAAAUCUUUAGCUGGGUUGACUUGCAACCCUGUUCAUAGUGUGUAUUCUCUUGCAGAAACAUCAAGUCUUCCUUCUGGUGCCAGAACCAUCCUAUCCGCAUCUGCCAUUGGCCCUUGUCAGUGGGACAUUGAUUCUGAAGAACGGCCAUUUAUGGUUCCUGAGACUGAUAAUCAAGGAGUUUGUAUAUCUCUUGCCUAUUGCCCGAGCAGUGAUGACAUUGUUGUUUCAUACCGUCCAAAGUUCAACACAUUGAUGGAUGCGCCUCUUUCUCAACCGUCGCCCACUCCUUAUCAUGCUGUUGGACAAGGAGUACAGGGAUGUCAUGUAUUGUUAAAGAGAACAGGCAGUCAUAAUUUCGAAAAGAUGGGUUCCUCGUAUGCCAAUGUUAGUAAAAUUCGACUACCAAAAUGUGUAAUUAUAGACAUAGACAAUCAGAAUAGAUUGUUUGCAUCGGGAGAUGAAGUUACAGGUGACUUGGUCUUGCAAGAAUUGCCAUCUUUUAGAGUUAUUCAGCAAUUCAAAAUGCCAGCUCAGGCCCGUGAUAUUAGGUACUCACCUAGCCAUGGAAUACUUGGUUGUUUAAGUGAGAACUCAUUGCAACUUUUCCGCACCAAUCUCUCUUGAGUAAGGUAAUUCUGUACUGGGUUCAUUAAGUUUUUUGUUGUUUUUUUUUAUCUUAGAAUUAUAGCUGUCCGUAAAGUAGUUCAGAUAUUUAUUACUUUGCCUCGAGCCUGUGAAUGAAUUGUUCAUUUUUCUCUAAUUAUUUUGAAAGGGCAUUUCUUUUGUAACUGUUGCUUUAUUUUAUAAACUAGACUGUAAAAUUGAUAUUGGAAUUUGUAUUUUCUGACGGUAAUGGAUAUUCUAACAUUAAUGACAAAGUAUGUAUUGACCGGAAAUCAAAGAAGAUCGAUUUGAGA
This is a messenger RNA of Cicer arietinum (chickpea), 2401 nucleotides long. RefSeq lists its product as uncharacterized. The record is from RefSeq and is a predicted model, not a curated record. Gene Ontology annotation, cellular component: nucleus. Gene Ontology annotation, molecular function: ubiquitin-protein transferase activity; protein binding. Gene Ontology annotation, biological process: protein ubiquitination; interstrand cross-link repair. Lineage: Eukaryota; Viridiplantae; Streptophyta; Magnoliopsida; Fabales; Fabaceae.